CACUAAAACAUUCACUAACUAAAGAUGUCGGGAGAACUGCCAGCCACCUUUGUCAAAGGCUUCCACAAUGAGGAGCUGGUGCGACGCAUGGAGUACCGGGAGCUGGGCAACACUGGUCUGCGCGUAUCAAAGGUUGCAUUGGGCGGAGCCACACUCUCCGGCCUCCUAUACAACAACUUUGAUCGGGAGGAGGGCAUACGGACAGUGCAGGAGGCAAUCAAGUCGGGCAUCAACUACAUUGACACGGCCCCGGUGUACGGCAAUUCGGAAAAGCUGCUCGGCGAGGCUCUGAAGGGUGUGCCGAGGGAGGCCUAUUACUUGGCCACUAAGGUGGCCCGCUACGAGUUUGAUCCCCAGCGAAUGUUCGACUACACGGCGGCCAGGGCCAGGGAGAGUGUGAAGGAGAGCCUGCAACGCCUGGGCCUCGACCGGGUGGACAUCCUUCAGGUGCACGAUGUGGACGCCGCCCCCAGCCUGGACAUUGUUCUCAACGAAACCAUUCCCGUGCUAGAGGAGUAUGUGAAGGAGGGCAAAGCUCGGUUUAUUGGCAUCACCGGCUACGACUCGGCUGUGCUGCAGGAGUGCGCCGAGCGGGGCAAGGGUCGCAUCCAGGUGAUCCUCAACUAUGCCCGCUACACGCUGCUCGACAACACACUGCAGCGCCACAUGAAGGCCUUCCGGGAGCUCAAUGUGGGCGUCGUCUGUGCCUCUGCCCAUGCCCUGGGCCUGCUCUCUAAUUCGGGACCCUAUUCCUGGCAUCCGGCCAGUCCAGAGCUCCUCGCUCUGGCCCGACGUGCCGCCGACAUUUGCAAGGAGCGGAACGUGGAGCUGGGAAAGCUGGCCAUGUACCACACCAUGCAACUUGAGGGGGCAGGCACCUUCCUCACCGGCAUGCCCAAUCGCCAGCAGCUACAGACGAAUCUGAAUGCUUUCUUUGAUGGCCUCACGCCGCACGAACAGAGCGUCUUGCAGUAUCUGAAGGAAAAUGUUUUCACCAAGUCCCAUAGAUGGGGCUCCAUUCUGUCCACGGUCAAUAGGCUAGAGAAGUUGUAAAUAAUCUCUGGACGGAUUAACCAUGCCCUGAAGACGGAUACGGAAACGGUUUUCAAUUUGUAACAUUUAUACAUACAAAUAUAUGU
Messenger RNA from Drosophila subobscura, 1139 nucleotides. RefSeq names its product L-galactose dehydrogenase-like. The transcript is spliced from 2 exons. The coding region runs from base 25 to 1053 and encodes 342 amino acids. Gene Ontology annotation, molecular function: L-galactose dehydrogenase activity. The record is from RefSeq and is a predicted model, not a curated record. Gene Ontology annotation, cellular component: cytosol. Lineage: Eukaryota; Metazoa; Arthropoda; Insecta; Diptera; Drosophilidae.